AUGAUCGACUACAACUUCGGCAUCCCAACCCUCCCCUACAUCUCCGGCCGCGAGUACAGCGGCACAGUCCUCCUCACCCCAACAACACCCUCGUCUCGCAUCAAAAAAGGCGACCGCGUCCUCGUCCCUUCAACCGACUACCGCGACCCGCGCAAAGCCGCAUACCAACACUACAGCAUCGCAUCCACUUUCAACACCAUCCGCCUGCCUCCCAACCUCUCUCUGAACUCGGGCAGUAUCCUAGGCGUAGCUUUUGUCUCCGCCGCCCUCACACUAGGAAUAUGUCUCGGCCUCGAUUUCUCCGACAUUGAGGACGGGCCUGACAUUCUCGGUAUUGUACGGAGUCUGGAUCAGGAGGAUAUACCGGGUGAUAUACGACAAGAAUGUUUCCAUAGUAUUGGCGCCAAAGAACGUAUCAAGACCGGAGAUAAUCUGGUUAUUUGGGGCGCAGGAUCAGUCUGUGCGUUCGUCACGAUGCAAAUAGCGCGGCUAGCAGGGGUGAAAGUCAUAGCAGUUGUCGAUGCCGUAAAACACGGUCACAGACUUCUGACCUCGGAAGCAGCGCGACCAGAUUAUCUCGUCGACGCCCACGAUCCAGGAAGAGCGGUGGAAGUAAUCCGCGCCUAUACGGGGAAGACAGGCGCGCGAUUUGGCUUCGACACGCUGGGUAGAGAAACAGCGGUGCACUUGAUGAGCGCUCUUGCACAUCCUACUGUUCCAUCGUCAUCACAAGCCAAACUGCCGACUCCGCCAUCGACACCGCAUACCCCCGUUUCUACGGCGCAGCGAUCUCAUCUCGUGGGCUUGACGGGUCUGCCGAAGGAGAACGUACCGAAAGACGUUGCGCUGCACAGUGUGCCUAUCAAGCUAUACCACGAAGUGCCGCAAGUGGGCGAGGCGCUUAGUGCGUGGUGCGAACGUCUGCUCGCCAAAGGGAUGUUGGUACCGCCGGAUGUUGUGGGUACGGUGGAGGGGUUGGAGGGCGUGAAUGCGGGGUUAGAUCGGAUGAGGCGGCGGGAAGUCAGUGGUGGGAGAUUGGUUGCUGUGUUGAAGUAG
Messenger RNA from Alternaria metachromatica, 1056 nucleotides. RefSeq lists its product as uncharacterized. The transcript is spliced from 2 exons. Lineage: Eukaryota; Fungi; Ascomycota; Dothideomycetes; Pleosporales; Pleosporaceae. Bases 1 to 1056 code for a protein of 351 amino acids. The record is from RefSeq and is a predicted model, not a curated record.